AUGUCGCCAGUAUCACCUACCGCCACUAACAAGGUCAAGGUCACACCGGAUUCUUCCACCUAUUCUCUGGCAUUCGGAUACUUAGUGGUUUUGUCGCGGCCAGCGUCCCACAGCUCAUCGACUUCUGGUUUAUCAAGAGCACAUAUCUCAUUGAGCGGACCAACGUCGUAUAAUCCUCGGAUUCGUAAAUACACUAGUAUCGACUUGACCCCACUCGAAAGUGCGUAUGCUCGCGUUCAGGAUUACAAUUCUUGCCGCACCAGGGACGCGUGGCGUCCUGAACUUUUGCAGCACAAUGUUCCCUUCACAGAACUUCGUCAUGUUGUUUGGGAAGCAACACCACUGAUGGGUUUUCCCUCCUCAGGGACUACACAUGGUCUUCCUAAACUGACAUGA
Messenger RNA from Marasmius oreades (fairy-ring Marasmius), 396 nucleotides. RefSeq lists its product as uncharacterized. Lineage: Eukaryota; Fungi; Basidiomycota; Agaricomycetes; Agaricales; Marasmiaceae. The record is from RefSeq and is a predicted model, not a curated record. The coding region runs from base 1 to 396 and encodes 131 amino acids. The transcript has 4 exons.